GUAAAACAAAAUGGCGUAUUAUAUUGUAGUUCGCUGUGCGUGCAGUGUAUUGUGAAUUUAGUCCUUCCUGUUUAAUUUAAACAUUCAUGACCAUUGUGUUAAAUUGUUUUCUAGUUAUUUUUAUUUUAGUUUUGAUCUUGUACUUCAACGUACGUAAAUAUAAUCAUGAGUAAUUACGACGAUGAUCAAAGUGAGGAUGGAGAAUUAGCACGCAGCCCUGUCCAGGACGAAAUGGAUUUCAGUUUGUCUGAUGAAGACCGGGACAAUGCUGAUUCUCUGGUAAUCAAGCCACCUCAAGCAGUUAUUCACACUUCACAUAAAAGGGGUCAUAAGAGGUCCAACAGAGACAGAUACAAAGAUAGUAGCAGAAAAGAAAAAAAGCACCUUUACAGGGAGCGUGAGAAGACAGAAAAAUCUAAAAGAGAACUGACUAAAAAUCCAGAUCGUGAGGAGAAUUAUUAUCGUGAGAAACAGUACUAUAGAGAGAAAGAAGCAUAUAGAGAAAAGGAUCUUUACAGGGAAAAGGAAGCAUAUAGAGAAAAGGAUCUUUAUAGGGAUAAAGAAAUGUACAGGGACAAAGAGUCAUACCGAGAUAAAGACGUGUAUAGGGAAAAUAAAGAUAUAAGGGAGAAGGAGUUAUAUAGAGAAAGGGAAAUCAGAGAAAGAGACAUUUACAAAGAGAAAGAUAUGUACAGAGAAAAGGAUACUUACAGGGAAAGAGAACAUUAUAAAGAUACUUACAGGGACAAUACAUCGUUUAGGGAAGCAACUAGACCUCGAGAAGCUUAUAGAGAGAAAGAAAUAUAUAAAGAUAAAGAAAUUCAAAGAGAAAGGGAUAUGUAUUUGAAUAGAGAUAGACAGUACAAAUAUACUGAUGCUGAAAGAAAACGUGUUGAAACUGAUAGAAUAGAAUCACGAUUAAGGUUAUUAGCAGAAGAAAGUCACACUAAUCAAAGUAAUGAGAAAGAAAAUAGAGAUAGGUCUUCAGGGGAUAAAGAGCUGGAAGAUUUAAGAUCUAGAUUACUUAGCAAAAGAAUAUCUAAAGAGCUGCAGACGCAGGAUUCAAAAAAGCACCAAAGUUUUUUGGAAAAAGAUGGAAGAUCAGAUCGCCAUAGUUCAUUAGAUAAACAUCAACAGGAAAGAAGGAAAAGAUUAAUAGAAGCAGAUCGUGAAAUGGAAAAACGGAAAUACGAAUCGCGUCACGAGUUAGAAGCUAGAAGGGAAGAACGUCGCCGUCGUGGCAAGAAGCGCUCAAUGUCGCCCGAUGAUAGUUCUAGUAAAAAGUCAAAGACCAAUCACUCACCUAAUUACGGUGAUUCGGUUGUAACAGUAUCAGAUGCUAGUGACGUAGAAAUGAAGAGUGACUCAGCACAUUCCGAACCGGAAGAUGGUGAACAUUCCAAUACUGAAACAGAUAGUUCCAGUACAGACUCUGAUUCCGAUGUAGAUUCAAAGUCUGAAGAAGAGGAAGACAAUAAUAAAGAAGAGGAUAAUAAAGAAAAAGAAGAUGAAAGGGAACAAGUAACAGAAAAAUCAAAACCAAAGUCUCCCACUCCUAAGUCUGGACGGGGUACCCCAUCAUCUCAUGAAUCAGGAAGAUCACAUUCUAAAUCUAAGAGUAGAAGCAGAUCACAUUCGUUUUCUCCCCCAUCAACUGGCGAGAAUGGCAAAUCUGCUACUGAAGAGGAAAAAUCUAAAGAGGAUGACGAGAAAUCAAGGAUACGGGAGGAAGCUAUCAAUGCACUACCUCCUUAUUUUCCAGCCCUACAGGGUUGUCGAUCGGUUGAGGAGUUUCAAUGUCUCAAUAGAAUAGAGGAAGGCACAUAUGGAGUUGUUUACAGAGCUCGCGAUAAAACCACUGAGGAAAUAGUCGCUUUAAAACGACUAAAAAUGGAAAAGGAAAAAGAAGGAUUCCCAAUUACAUCGCUGAGAGAAAUUAAUACAUUGCUGAAGGGUCAGCAUCCGAACAUAGUGACUGUGAGAGAGAUUGUAGUCGGCUCCAACAUGGAUAAAAUUUUUAUCGUUAUGGAUUAUGUAGAACAUGACCUUAAGAGUUUAAUGGAGACUAUGAGAGGGAAAAAGCAGGUGUUUCUUCCAGGUGAAGUAAAAUGUUUAAUGACUCAAUUGCUCAGAGCAGUUCAUCAUCUUCACGACAAUUGGAUAUUACACAGGGAUCUCAAGACUAGCAAUUUACUCCUUUCGCACAAAGGUGUUUUGAAGGUGGGAGAUUUCGGUUUGGCCCGUGAGUAUGGGUCUCCACUAAGACAAUACACACCGAUAGUGGUAACUCUGUGGUAUCGUGCACCGGAGUUACUUCUUUGCUGCAAGGAGUAUUCAACACAUAUAGAUAUGUGGAGUGUUGGGUGCAUAUUCGCAGAAUUCGUCUCUAUGAACCCUCUGUUUCCAGGAAAAUCCGAAAUCGAUCAAUUAAAUCGCAUUUUUAAGGAUUUAGGAACCCCAUCGGAGGCUUUAUGGCCCGGUUAUAGUGAACUACCCGCCGUCCAAAAAAUGACAUUCGCGGAACACCCUCCUGGUGGUGUACGGAACCGUAUUGGGCCAGAUCUGCUAUCCGAGACCGGAAUGUCGUUGCUGCAAAGUUUUCUUACUUAUAAUCCAAAUAAAAGGAUAACAGCUGAGGCAGCGCUGGAGCAUCCAUACUUUAUGGAGCAUCCGGUUGCGAUUGAGCCCGCCAUGUUUCCUACAUGGCCUGCCAAAUCGGAAGGUAAUCGUCGCAGCACACACAGCCCACGGCCGCCAGCAGGUGGUGCCGCCUAUGCGCAAUACUCACGCGGCGACUCAGACGAGGCGCUUGGGUUCCAUGUUCGUUCCCUCAAUGUUGCCCCGGGUUUCUCUUUAAAAUUCUAGUAGUAACUUAUUCGUUUCAUGCAAAUGUUAACAGUGUGGUUUACAUGUUCAAUUGUUUGAGAGCAACAUUGUCAGUGUUAACCUAAUUUAUUAAGGCAUCAUACAUUUCUGGCAACAGUAGAUAUGUUGUUGUAUAAACAUAAUUUACAAAAUGUUUCCAGGAUAUUUAAUUUGAUUUAUUCUUAAAUGUACACCAUAAUAAGAAUAUAUUGUUUUUGUUAUUAACAAAAUAUUUCGAGUCUAUUACAGUUCAGACAGUACAGUACCUAAAAUUGGUAACGUAAAAGUGUAUGUCUUGUAGACAAGUUUAGAAAUAGAUUCAAUAGAUUAAAUUGUAAUAUACAAUUAUGCCUUACUUUCCUCAAUACAUUUAUAAAAUUUGCUGUGUCAUAUUAUGGUUCUAUACCUAUGUAUCUUAUUUCCGUAGACAUAAAAUUAAUAAUUUUCGAAUUAUGUGCAUCUUAUGGAAAAACUAUAAUUAUUGAAUGUACUUAUUCCCUUUAAUAUACUUAUUCACUUAUUACUUAUUAAAAUAUACUUUUCAUUUUACUAACCUUAUUUUUUAUACUGUAUUAUGUAGUAUUAAAUGAUUAUGUAAAUAUGAAUUAAUAUUUUCUUAUCUUUGUAUAUAAAUAAAUCCAUAAACUUGCUAUUACAACAAUAUGCAUGGUUGUAUACUCAAAUUGUCAGUAAUUCUCUUUUAAAACGUACUUACCAAAUUGUGAAUAUUACUUCUAUUUUGUAUAGAUAUAAUGUGUUUUGUCGUGUAUUGAAAAUAGUUGAGUAACACUUGUAUAUAAAUAUCAUUUUCGUUUAUUUUUAAAAUCUGUAAAUAUAAUUACAAUAUCACCAUAUUAGCAUGCGAAUUUACAAGAAUUGUAAUAAAUUAGUCGUAAACUAGGUUUAGUUAAGUCGGGUACAAUAAAUUAUAAUACGUUUUGA
Messenger RNA from Galleria mellonella (greater wax moth), 3807 nucleotides. It is a transcript of the gene Pitslre, whose product is annotated as cyclin-dependent kinase 11B. Gene Ontology annotation, molecular function: ATP binding; cyclin-dependent protein serine/threonine kinase activity. The record is from RefSeq and is a predicted model, not a curated record. Gene Ontology annotation, biological process: protein phosphorylation; regulation of mitotic cell cycle. Bases 166 to 2865 code for a protein of 899 amino acids. The transcript has 12 exons. Gene Ontology annotation, cellular component: nucleus. Lineage: Eukaryota; Metazoa; Arthropoda; Insecta; Lepidoptera; Pyralidae.